CCACAGUUCGCCCACCUAAGUGAUGAUGAUCGGACGCAGUUUAGAUGGAGUUAUGCCGAGGGACUUGGCUCAUACUCCUCUAGGAAGCCGUGUGGCGCUCUGAUUAAAUACUCCAACACCCACAAGCUCGGAGUCGCUCUAGCACGUUGUUCGUGUUAGUCCUCGAGUUCCCUCGUCUCCCCCAUCAUCGCCACUCACAAAAUGUUCCUCACUAGGGCCAUAAAAUGGCUCGGUUUGGGUUCACUGACGCUCCAGUCUGGAGCCCUGGCGUCAGGAAAACCCAACAUCAUCAUGGUCCUGACCGAUGAUCAAGAUGUCCACAUGCAUUCUCUUGACUACAUGCCUUUUGUACAGAAGUAUCUGAUCAACGAGGGAACGACCUUCACCAGACAUUAUUGCACAAUCGCCGUGUGCUGCCCGUCGCGAGCCAGCUUGCUUACUGGAAUGGCCGCACAUAACACGAAUGUGACGGACAUCUUGAUGCCGUAUGGUGGAUAUCCGAAAUGGGUCGCUGAGGGUCUCAACGAUGACUACCUUCCCCUGUGGCUUCAAGAAGCAGGUUACUCGACCUACUAUGUUGGGAAGCUGUUCAAUCAGCACGACGUAUCCAACUAUGCCGACUUCCCAGCAAAGGGCUGGACCCAAUCAGACUUUAUUCUGGAUCCAUAUACGUACGAAUAUGAGAAUGCCCAUUUCACGCGGAACGGGGAGAAGCCGGUCAGCUACAAAGGCCAAUACUCCCCCGACGUCACGGCGGACAAAGCAUAUGACUUCCUCGACCAGGCACUUGAGGAUGACGAUCAGCCAUUCUUCCUGAGCAUUGCCCCCAUCGCGCCACACGCAAACAUGGUCAUAGAGCCGUAUUCGGGUACUCCGCCCAAGUAUGCGGCGCGCCACGCCCAUCUGUUCAAAGACUACAAGAUUCCAAGGACAGAGAAUUUCAACCCAGAUGAACCGAGCGGCGUGUCCUGGAUCUCGCAGCUGCCGAAGCUGAACGAUUCCGUCAUCGAAUACAACGACGAGUACCAACGCUGCAGGCUUCGGUCCUUGCAAGCCGUUGACGAAAUGGUGGAAGGCGUAGUGAAACGGCUCGAGGCCGCAGGCCAGCUCGAGAACACGUACAUCUUCUACACGACGGACAACGGCUACCACAUCUCGCAGCAUCGGAUGCACCCAGGAAAGGAAUGCGGUUUUGACACCGACAUCAACAUCCCCAUGAUAGUCCGGGGUCCGGGGGUCGAGCGCGGCGUCAAAUCCCACGCCGUAACAGCCCACAGCGAUCUCGCGCCCACCUUCCUGCAUCUCGCCGGGGCGGCCCCCAGGCCGAGGAUCGACGGCAGCGCCAUGCCCCUAGUAAAGGGGGACGAAGGCAAGACAGAGCACGUGAACAUCGAGUUCUGGGGCAACGCGGCCGGAGAAGGGAAAUACGGGUUCAGCGGGGAAUGGGGGGUCAUCAACGGGACGGUCAACGGCUACCAAAACAACACCUACAAGGGCCUCCGGCUCAUCGGCGAGGGCGCCAACCUGUACUACUCGGUGUGGUGCACGAACGAGCACGAGCUCUACGACGUCGGCGCGGACCCGGGCCAGGUACGCAACCUCUUCGACCCGAGGCACGGCCUGCUCGCGAGCCGGUUCUCCGUCGCCGGCCGCGGUCUCGAGGCCGUCGUCACGAGGCUGGACGCCCUCAUGAUGGUCCUCAAGAGCUGCCGCGGCGACAGCUGCCGCGAUCCGUGGGCGGUUAUCCACCCGGGCGAAUCCGGGGUGAGGAGCCUGGCUGACGCCCUUGGCGCCGACUUCGACGAGUUUUACCAAGGCCAGCCUAAGGUGAGGUUUGAUAGGUGCGAGCUCGGGUACAUCAGGGGAUCGGAGGGGCCACAGGACGUGCAGAGUUACAGAACUGGAGGGAAUGGCGGCAUUGCUGGAGAGAGUGACCAAGUCCCUUUCCUCCGGCAUGACUGGAGCUCAUGGGUUUGA
Messenger RNA from Phialemonium atrogriseum, 1977 nucleotides. Its product is annotated as arylsulfatase. The transcript is spliced from 4 exons. Gene Ontology annotation, biological process: phenol-containing compound metabolic process. Lineage: Eukaryota; Fungi; Ascomycota; Sordariomycetes; Cephalothecales; Cephalothecaceae. The coding region runs from base 202 to 1977 and encodes 591 amino acids. Gene Ontology annotation, molecular function: N-acetylglucosamine-6-sulfatase activity; arylsulfatase activity; glycosaminoglycan binding. The record is from RefSeq and is a predicted model, not a curated record.